This is a messenger RNA of Vitis vinifera (wine grape), 5433 nucleotides long. Its product is annotated as putative disease resistance RPP13-like protein 1. Gene Ontology annotation, biological process: defense response to other organism. Gene Ontology annotation, molecular function: ADP binding. NCBI's taxonomy places the organism in Eukaryota, Viridiplantae, Streptophyta, Magnoliopsida, Vitales, Vitaceae. The record is from RefSeq and is a predicted model, not a curated record. The transcript has 2 exons. The coding region runs from base 1019 to 5302 and encodes 1427 amino acids.
CAAAGUGUUUCCAACAUUAUUGAUCAACUUUUCACUAGUAUUUACUCUGUAACCUUUUCUGUGUUAUUCCAUUCCACAUGAUCGGUGAUGGUAAACCCUGGGAAUGUAAUUCAGAAAAUUAUUUACUGUUGUGCCUAAUAUUUUAAAAGUUGGAAGACUGAUCUUGGCUUAAAGUGUCUUUGAUCCUUAAUUUGGGAAAAGAAACAAAACUUUAAUAGAAAGAAUCAAUUUUCAGACUGAACAGAGAAAAUUGAUACCUUCUAAAAAAUUUUGGUAAAUACAAACAUAUAUUUUAAGUUCUCUAUGAAUUCUCUUGAGUUCUUGUUAAGCUAUCCCGUGAAGUAAAAGCUUAAACUGUUAGGCAAUGGAUCACAAUGUAUACAGGCAAAUCACAAAUUCUCUAUGAACUCUCUUGGGUUCCUGUUAAACUACCACGUAACUUAUGUGUCGUAAGAUCUUAAGCUACUAGGCUAACACCCUUCCUCACAUGCAAUAAAUAGAUGGGGAAAUGUUAAUAACCAGAGCUAAAGACCUCUAGUUAAUUAGAGAUUGGAUACCAUAUUAAGCUAUCAUGUGAUAUAAAGGCUUGAAUUGUUAGGGAAUGGACCCAUAUUGUAUACCAGGCUAACAGUUCCAAACAACACUAUUGAAUCUGAUGAUGAGGUUGAAAACCAUUGCUAAUAGAUUGCAGUCCAGUGGCAUAUACUUUUGAGAUAGGAAAAGCAAGUUGAGUGCGGGACCAAUAAUGAAUUAUUAGGUGGCAGCAUUAUGAUCACAGACUCCUGUUAAUCCUACAAUUUUUGUGUCAUUGUCACUUUUCUUGACCUUUCACCCACCAUUCCAAGUUCGAAGUGAUGCUCAUCCACCUUCCCACCCACCAUUAUCCAGUCACCCUGAAUAGUAGUCUUUCACAUUUCACUGGUUUUUCUGGUCGAUGUGUACUUUUUCAGGGUUUUGAAGAUCAACUUUUAAGCAUUCCUAGCACAACAUCCCUCAAUUCUGAUCGCAUAGAAGGAAAAUGGCAGUGGGAGAUGCAUUUCUGUCUGCAUUUCUUCAAGUGUUGUUUGACAGGUUGGCCUCACCUGAAUUACUGAAAAUUGCCCAAAUAUGGAGAGUUGAUGUUGAACUAAAAAAGUUGAAAGGAACACUGCUGAAGAUUCAGGCUGUGCUCAAUGAUGCUGAGUUGAAGCAAGUCUGGAAUAAUGCUGUGAGAAUAUGGCUGGAGGAUCUUAAACACCUUGCUUAUGAUGUUGAGGAUAUAGUGGAUGAAUUUGAAAUUGAAGCUCUGAGAUGGAAAUUGGAAGCAGAACCUCAAUUUGACCCAACUCAGGUAUGGCCUCUCAUCCCUUUUAGUCCACGAGUUGUUUCCUUCAGAUUUGCAGUAUUGUCAAAGAUCAAUAAGAUCAUGGAGAAACUGGAGGAAAUUGCCAGAGGAAGAAAGGAUCUUGGUUUGAAGGAGAAAACUGAAAGAAACACAUAUGGAAUCAGUCAAAGACCAGCCACAAGUUCUUUAGUCAACAAAUCUCGGAUUGUUGGUAGAGAGGCUGAUAAACAGAAGCUAGUUGACUUGCUUCUCUCAAAUGACACAAGUGAGGGUGAAGUCUGCAGAAAUGGUGACAAGGUCUUUAUAAUCCCAGUUUCUGGUAUGGGUGGCAUUGGAAAGACGACGAUUGCUCAGCUUGUUUACAAUGAAGAGAGGGUCAUUCAACAAUUUGAACUGAAAGCCUGGGUUUGUGUGUCUGAAGAAUUUGAUCUGAUGAGAGUGACAAGAUCUAUUCUUGAGUCCGCCACUGGGAGAUCAUCUGAUCUUAAGGACCUGGGUCAGCUUCAAGUUAGUUUGAAGAAGGUGCUGAGAGGGAAAAGGUUUUUGAUUGUCCUAGACAACGUAUGGAAUGAGAACUACAAUAACUGGGAUGAUUUAAUGGUUCCUUUAAGAGCUGGGGCACAAGGAAGUAAGGUUAUAGUCACUACAAGAAGUGAAGCUGUUUCAUUGAUGGUCGGUAGCAUUCCAUCCUAUAAUCUGGACGGUUUAACGUAUGAAGAUUGUUGGUCUUUGAUGGCACUACAUGCCUUCGCAGGUAAAAGUUCCAGUGCUUAUGCAAACUUGGAAGCAAUUGGAAAGGAAAUCGUGAAGAAGUGUGGACGUUUGCCUCUGGUUGCAAAGGCACUAGGAGGACUCUUGCGCAAUAAAGUGCUUGAUUCUGAGUGGGAAGAUAUCCUAAAUAGUGAAAUAUGGAAUCUACUGGAUGAAAAAAAUGACAUUCUUCCAUCCCUGAGAUUGAGCUACUAUCACCUUCCAGCACAUUUAAAACCAUGUUUUGCCUAUUGUUCCAUAUUCCCAAAGGGCUAUGAAUUGGAUAAGGAGAAUUUAGUCCUACUAUGGAUGGCAGAAGGUUUUGUGCAGCAGAAACAAAAGAAGCAGAUUGAAGACAUAGGCAGAGAGUACUUUGAUGAAUUAUUCUCAAGGUCAUUCUUCCAAAAAUCAUGUAGCAAUGCAUCAAGCUUUGUAAUGCAUGAUCUUAUCAAUGAUUUAGCACGAAACAUCUCUGGGGAUAUAUCUUUCAGGUUGAAUGAUGCAUCAGACAUAAAAAGCUUGUGCAGAAUUUCUGAGAAGGUUCGUCAUGCAUCGUAUAUUCGUAGCCCAUAUGAUGGGAUGACAAAAUUUGAAGCGUUUUAUGAAGCCAAGUCAUUGCGCACUUUCCUACCACUGGAUGUUCAGCAAAGGUACUUCGCUUGCAGCCUACCGCAUAAGGUCCAAUCCAACUUAUUCCCAGUGUUAAAAUGCUUACGAGUCUUAUCAUUGAGAUGGUACAACAUGACAGAAUUUCCAGAUUCAAUUAGCAACUUGAAACACCUAAGGUACCUUGACCUCUCUCAUACAAACAUUGUAAGGUUACCUGAAUCUAUGAGUACUCUUUACAGUCUACAGAGUCUAAUGCUGAUUGAUUGCUACCAUCUGACUGGGUUAGUUGAUAACAUGGGCAACCUAAUUCAUCUGAGGCAUCUUGACACAAGGGGAAGUUUUAAAUUGCAGAAGAUGCCAGUGGGAAUUGACAAUUUGACAAGUCUCCAAACACUGUCCAGCUUUGUUGUAGGCGAAAAUGGUAGCUCAAGGAUAAGGGACUUGAGGGACAUGUCAAAUCUUCGGGGAAAACUAUGUAUUUUGAAGUUGGAAAAUGUAGCAGACAUCAUAGAUGUUGUGGAGGCAAAUAUAAAGAAUAAAGAGCAUCUCCAUGAGUUGGAGCUGGCAUGGGGUUAUCAUGAGAACAAUGCCCAUUCACAAGACCGAGGAUUUGAUGAGAAUGUACUUGAUGAGCUACGACCCCAUUGGAACAUAAAAGAGCUCACCAUCAAAUCAUAUGAUGGUGCAAGAUUUCCUAGUUGGAUGGGGGAUCCAUUGCUAUCUAAUUUAGCUAGACUGGAACUCAUUGGUUGCACAAAAUGUGAGUCCCUCCCUUCCCUUGGCCUACUACCUUCACUCAGAAACCUUGUCAUUGAUGGAAUGCAUGGUGUCAAACGUAUGGGGCAUGAAUUCUAUGGGGAUGGCUGUUCCCUACAACCAUUUCAAUCACUAGAAACGCUAAUGCUCGACAACAUGCUUGAGCUGGAGGAGUGGUCUUCUGGGGUUGAAGAAAGCGGUGUUAGAGAAUUUCCUUGUCUCCAUGAACUUACUAUAUGGAACUGUCCCAAUCUAAGAAGAUUGUCACCCCGCUUCCCUGCCUUAACAAACCUGGAAAUACGUUAUUGUGAAAAGCUGGAUUCCCUUAAAAGGCUUCCAUCUGUCGGAAACUCAGUAGACAGUGGAGAACUACCUUGCCUCCAUCAGCUUUCAAUACUUGGGUGUCCCAAGUUGAGAGAAUUACCCGACUGCUUUUCAUCAUUAUUAAGACUAGAGAUAUACAAAUGUUCGGAACUGAGUUCUCUUCCAAGAUUGCCAUUGCUUUGUGAACUAGACCUGGAGGAGUGUGAUGGAACGAUAUUGAGAAGUGUGGUUGACCUGAUGUCACUAACUUCCUUGCACAUAUCUGGAAUUUCAAAUCUCGUGUGCUUACCUGAAGGGAUGUUUAAAAACCUAGCAUCACUCGAGGAGUUAAAGAUUGUUGACUGCAGUGAGCUUAUGGCUUUCCCUAGAGAGGUCAGUUUGCAACUCCUUACUUCUCUUAAACGUUUGCUAAUCUGGAAUUGUCCACGAAUUUCAUCUUUACCAGAUGGGGAGGAGGAGGAACUGCCCUCUGAGCUAGGGACCUUGGAAAUUAUGGAUUGUAAUAACAUAGAGAGGCUGCAGAAGGGGCUUUGCAAUCUCAGAAACCUUGAAGAUUUAAGAAUAGUUAAUGUUCCAAAGGUCGAGUCUCUUCCUGAGGGGCUUCACGAUCUCACAUCUCUAGAGUCUUUGAUAAUCGAGGGGUGUCCAAGUCUCACGUCCCUUGCAGAAAUGGGGUUGCCUGCUGUGCUUAAACGUCUCGUGAUCAGAAAAUGUGGGAAUCUGAAAGCUUUACCUGCAAUGAUACUGCAUACAUUAUCUCUUGAACAUUUGGAGAUCAGCGGGUGUUCGUCUCUCAAGUCCUUUCCAAGCAGUGGUUCAGGGCUGCCUGCCAAUGUUAUGCUUAAAGAGUUUGUCAUCAAGGACUGUGUGAAUCUUGAGUCCUUACCUGAGGACCUACACAGUCUCAUUUAUCUUGAUCGCUUAAUCAUUGAAAGAUGUCCUUGUCUAGUGAGCUUUCCAGGAAUGACCAACACUACCAUCACAAAUCUAAGAACGAUGUCUAUAGUUCAAUGUGGAAACCUGGUGGCCUUGCCCCACUCGAUGCACAAGCUUUCAUCCCUUCAACAUUUGAGGAUAACCGGCUGCCCCAGGAUUGUGUCCCUUCCAGAAGGGGGUAUGCCCAUGAACCUGAAGACGUUAACCAUUCUGGAUUGUGAGAAUCUUAAGCCACAGUUCGAAUGGGGUCUUCACAAGCUUAUGUCUCUUUGCCACUUCACUCUUGGUGGCUGUCCAGGAUUGUCGUCCUUUCCAGAAUGGCUGCUGCCCUCCACUCUUAGCUCUCUUUGCAUUAAAAAACUCACCAACCUCAACUCAUUGUCUGAGAGGCUGAGAAACCUCAAGUCUCUUGAAAGUUUUGUGGUUGAGGAGUGUCACAGGCUCAAGUCCUUACCAGAAGAGGGGCUGCCCCAUUUUCUUUCUCGUCUCGUUAUCAGGAAUUGUCCUCUUCUUAAAAGACAAUGCCAGAUGGAAAUAGGAAGGCAUUGGCACAAGAUAGCCCACAUUUCCUACAUAGAGAUUGAUAACAGAGUAAUUCACUGAACAAGUGUGAGCUGAUUAUGUUAUCUUUCACCCCCCAAUAUUCACUUAGGUACAGGGUAGUAUGCGAGGAAGAGGGACGGUAUUAGUCCGGUAUAGAUUGUGAACUUAUUAUCUAACAACUUAAGCUUUUA